AUUUUUUGUUUUUACCGUCUGAGCAAAAUUUUCAGGCAUUUAUUUUCUGUAGUUCUCCUAAGCCAGUUAAAUAUUUAUUUCGCGUGCUCCUUUUUGACAAUAACAUGGAUCUAGUAGUGGAAGGAGACAUCAAUAAUAAUAAGAAGAAUGAUGAGGAUGAGGAUGGCCAACUACAAAAGGGAGGUGGCAGCUGGACCAACUCGUUGGCAGAUGGUGUUGAAGAUGGUCUCGCUGAUGCUGGGAAUCAGCAGAUUGCUUCCAAAAAGAUUCUCAGUGUUACAGAUAUUAUUGCUAAGAACAUGGCAGAAAAUAAAGCUUUUUUGUCCCAGCUGUUAGGCAACUCAAAAAGUACAAUUUCUUUAGAUGACGAGAAAGCUGUGGAAUAUGAAUACAAUAGGCACAAACACAAGCGAAAGUUUUCAAAGGAACAGAUCAUUGAAAUAAGAAGAAACCCAGGCAGGAAGGCGAGGAGUUAUGCUGGCGAUGAGAACACUUCAGAUGAAACCACAAUUACGAGAAUGCCCCUAAAAGUGAAAUUCUCACUCGGAAAGUGGGGCUUGAAGAGUGAAGGUGCUGGAGAUGUCAGUGAAGAUUAUAACUACGAGAGUGAUGCAGAGGAAGAUGAUGAUAGAUGGGAUAAGUCUCCCUUAAAGAAACGAGUCAGGUUGUCCACACCAUUAACUGGUGUGAGGAAAGCUUCUGAGAUCACAAAAUCUGAACUGGACAGAGUCAUCUUGGAUCCGAGGAUCAAGAAAAAAUAUACCGGAUCCCAUUUGACAACAUGCCACCAAUGUCGACAGAAGACAGAUGACAUGAAAACUAUUUGUCGGUCAGGAUUUUGUAGGGGAGUGUUAGGGCAGUUUUGUGGAAUUUGUCUGUAUAAUAGAUAUGGGGAAAAUGUAAAAGAAGCUCUCCUGGAUGAUAAAUGGUCUUGUCCGGUCUGUAGAAAUGUUUGUAACUGCAGUUUCUGUCUUCCAAAAAAAGGCAAAAGUUGUACUGGCAUUUUGGUUCCAAUUGCAAGGAAACAUGGUUUCACUAAUGUCAAGUCCUUUCUUGAUAGUUUAUCUGACGGAAAGAAAUGUUCAGUGAAUAUGGAAGUUCCGGAUGAUACUUCGAAUGGUGGUAGUGUUCGCGCACAUUCUGAAUUUUGUGAUGAAGUUGAAAUCAAAAAAGAAGCACUUGAUGGUGAAAAUGAUGACGUUAAAUUGAAAGAAAAUAGGGCUAAUUUAGAUUUUUUAAGUAGUUGACCACGCUGAAACCAUUCAAUUGUUUCAACUUGUUAACAGUUUCAUAUUAUUUCUAUUUUUUGUAAAGAUGGAUGUAAUUGAACGUUUUUAGGGUUUGUGAUUUUUGUAUAUUUGCUAAUUUUAUUUAAUAAAAUGAAAAUCUUUUUAUAAU
Helobdella robusta is the source of this 1398-nucleotide messenger RNA. RefSeq lists its product as hypothetical. Gene Ontology annotation, biological process: regulation of DNA-templated transcription. The record is from RefSeq and is a predicted model, not a curated record. NCBI's taxonomy places the organism in Eukaryota, Metazoa, Annelida, Clitellata, Rhynchobdellida, Glossiphoniidae. Gene Ontology annotation, cellular component: nucleus. The transcript is spliced from 9 exons. The coding region runs from base 105 to 1247 and encodes 380 amino acids.